UCUAGCGGUCGGCGGAGACUGGACCAAGCACAUGGCGUCUCAGUGGCAGGGCAUGACGGCCUCCGUGCACAGACGAUCACUCCUGAAGAAGGAACAACUGGAAAAGGAAGCAACGAGGUCUGCUGGGGGCCAUCUGGAGACUGGUCCCUUGGGUUCCCUGUGCAGACAAUUCCAAAGGAGGCUGCCACUGAGAGCAGUCAGCCUCAACUUCGGGAAUGGACCUUCCUGGAAACGCCUGGAAACCGCAGAGCCAGAGCAGCAGGGUUUUCAAGCUGCAGCACGCUCAGCCAAAAGCACCUUGGGUGCCAUGUCCCAGAGGAUCCAGGAGUCCUGCCAAAGUGGCACCAAGUGGCUGAUGGGAACACAGGUGAAAGUGAGGAGGAAGCGAGGAGCCCAGAAAGACAGAGGGUCCCCACCACCCAGUCUGAGCCAGAAGAACACUCGGCUACGCAGGGUCAACCGGGAUGCCAGAGUUGGGGGACACCCUUGCCUCUCUGGCCAGAUGGGUCUACAUGCUCAUCGACGGCAGCGGCUAAGGAGGGAGUCUGCCCUCCGGAGCCCCUGUUCCUCCACAGAACCUCUCUGUUCUCCCAGUGAGUCUGACAGUGACCUAGAGCCUGUGGGAGCUGGAAUCCACCAUCUGCAGAAGCUGUCACAGAAGCUGGACAAAGCCAUCAAGGCUGAAGAGAGUGGUGACAUGACUGUCUCCCUUAUCCGUGAAUGA
Acomys russatus (golden spiny mouse) is the source of this 724-nucleotide messenger RNA. RefSeq names its product PICALM interacting mitotic regulator (gene Pimreg). The record is from RefSeq and is a predicted model, not a curated record. NCBI's taxonomy places the organism in Eukaryota, Metazoa, Chordata, Mammalia, Rodentia, Muridae.